AUGUUCUGGAGAUUCGGCUUCAGCGCUGCCUCAGGUAUCGACAGCCUUCUCGACAAGGAAGAUGUUUCUCUCGAGGCCAUUCUAGACGAAGACGAGCUCCUUCAGGAAUGCAAAUCACAAAAUACGAGGUUGAUUGAUUACUUCCAACGGGUGGAUGUCCUUCAACGGCUGCUGGGCUAUGUAACGGGUCAGAUAGAGUGCGAGGAGAGGGGGCAGUUCAAGUACCCGUAUGUGGCGACCGAGGUCUUGUGCAGCGAAAUAUGGUCAAUCGUCGAGACGUGUAUCAACGAGCAGAGGCAACUGCUGGCGCCCUUCUGGGAUUCUCUUCUCGACAGAUCCCCCGAAGACAUGAAAACGCAGAUGGUGAUGGCCUCCCACUUUGCCAAGAUAAAUGCCAUCUUCUUGAGCAAGAAACCUGCAGAGAUGCUUGCGUUUAUCCAAUCGCAACCCAAUGUUGUUGAGAGGAUACUACAUCAUAUCGAAAAUCCGUCGUUUGUCGAUCUGUUGUGGCUCUCUUCACAAAAUCUCAUGGCACAGUUAAUCGAACGGUUGGCCCCACAGCAUCCCCCUGAACUACAUGUAGUGGUGGCAGAUUUAAUCAAGGGCAUCAUCUCCUUAGCCACGCCAUCACCAGGUUCCAGCGUUAGCGAGGGACUACAGAACGGAACGUCAUCCAAUCUCUUCGCCCGUGAACUAGCGCGCCAUGAUAGCGUGUCAAAACUUGUGGCAUACGCUCUACAGGAUUUCGGACCAGGUCGUAAUGUGGCCUCUGAAGACGACCAAGACGAUAAAACACAUCCCCCGCUUCCUACUUUCGAAUCGGCUACUUCAUCCGUUAUCCAGUCUAUUGGCGUCGUCAUCGAGCUCAUACGGAAAAACAACUCGGACUACUUCGAGCCUUAUCUAUUCCACACCUUGCGCAACCGGUUGAUGCAGAUACAGCAUCAAUACAGCUCACAGCCUGAACAUGUCACCAGAGAAGCACUCGAACGCGCCAUGGGAGAAAUGGUGGACCGCAUGGGAGUCGUGCAUCUAGGGCCUGUCUUGGAGAUCAUGAACGACAAUCUACAUAAAUUCCUUGAAUACUUGAAGUCGCCACGGAGCUCAACAGGGCUUGUUGGAACGACCGUGGGAAUGGUACUUCCACUCACUUUUGAACGGUUCAGGAUAUGUGAAAUGAUUGCCGAGCUGCUGCAUUGUUCAAAUAUGUCGCUGCUCAACCGUCCUCCAGAGCAGAACAAAAUCUACGACUCCCAGGGUCGUCUGACAGGAGGGCUCGCUGGACUGGAAGAGCUCGCUAAAUUGGUUGACGUACCUGACGGGCCGAACAACGACUCUAUGGAUGACAUAGUCGAUGACAUGGAGCCUUCUCUGGACCUUCCGGUGACGCGUUCAUCACAUUCUCCGUCGUCUCUAGAUUCGGAUGAAGACAUGAGUGAUGAUGACGCCAUGGAGGAAAUAAUAAUGCACGAUGAACCUCCUGCCAUCACACCACCUGGUCUCAGUCCUUCGGAGCCACCGCCUAUGCUCCCGUCGAACACAGAUUCAUCAGUGACUGGGUCCAAUACUCAAGAGGUUGCACUAUCUAGGGUGGACUCGAGAGACACCAGUUCAGAUUCUGAUGCGUCAUCUACAAUUGGACAGCGAUCGCAGAGUUCGAGGAGAAAUUCCAAGCGGUUUACAAUACAAGAACCGCCCCUGAACAAGCCCAUAUUCGUCGGUGAGAAGAUGAAAGCGCGUCUUCUUGAGCUUACGCGUCGUCCCUGUCCUAUUAGUAUACGUUUUCAGGACUUGUUCUUCGAGUAUCCAUGGAACAAUUUCCUACACAGUGCCGUUUAUGACAUUAUACAUCAGAUACUCACGGGCAAUCUAGAAAGUGGAUAUAACAGAGAACUCGCGAUUUCACUCUUCAGGGAUGCGCGUCUGAUGUAUCGUAUCGUGGAGGGACAGAAACACAAUGAUAUCGAGAGCGCGAAGCCUAAAGGCGUACGUUUAGGAUAUAUGGGCCAUCUUCAGCUAAUAUCUGAAGACGUACUCAUCGCGCUUGAGGUCUUCCCGCCAGAAACCAAGAGGCGAGAUAAUAUUCUUCUUGGAGGAGGCAAGCCUAUAGUCGGACCAGAGAGACUCGAGGAGAGUUCAAACGGGCUGUUGGAGCGAGGCCAACACGCUGAGAGCAGUGCAGACUUUGGCGCUCCGAUGGAUGAUGACGAAGACGAUGAAGACGACACAGCACCGGGGGAGUUUGCCAGAUAUCUAGCCCAUGAGAUGAACGCUGAUAACUUUGGCUCUGACGAUGAGGACGAAGAUGGAGGGUGGUUAUCACGAUCUACGUUCACGCUUGGCAAUCCACCUGCCGCAGCUAGGCACCAACAAAGCGAGCGGAGACCACUGAGUGUAAAUGGAUUUGAUGAUGAAUUUGACCCUGGACACAGAUCCAGUUCCGCAGCAUCUGAGGAUCCUUUCAGCUCAGCAGAUGACGAUGCAUUCGGGCCAUUCUCCGACUCGGCAGCUGUCUCCAGCAACGACGCCUUCUUCUCCUCAUUGUCUGAUGAGAUGGAGGACAGCACGUUUGAUAACUUUGGUGACUUUGGGGAUUUCCAGAGUGCUAGUCCGUCGCAGGAUGGGGAGCUUACGCCUACGGCGGGGAGUUGGUCGUUUGCUAGUGAUUCUAGUGAGGGUGCUACGUCGUCGUCUGAUGGUUCUCCCAAGCCUCAGGGUAGGAGUUUACGGGAAGGUGAGGAGAGGAGUCCUUAG
Messenger RNA from Desarmillaria tabescens, 2754 nucleotides. Its product is annotated as SIT4 phosphatase-associated protein-domain-containing protein. Gene Ontology annotation, molecular function: protein phosphatase regulator activity; protein phosphatase binding. NCBI's taxonomy places the organism in Eukaryota, Fungi, Basidiomycota, Agaricomycetes, Agaricales, Physalacriaceae. The record is from RefSeq and is a predicted model, not a curated record. Gene Ontology annotation, cellular component: cytosol; nucleus. The transcript is spliced from 13 exons. Bases 1 to 2754 code for a protein of 917 amino acids.